This is a messenger RNA of Fusarium tjaetaba, 1284 nucleotides long. Its product is annotated as KES1. The record is from RefSeq and is a predicted model, not a curated record. Gene Ontology annotation, cellular component: cytosol; intracellular membrane-bounded organelle; membrane. The transcript has a single exon. Gene Ontology annotation, biological process: endocytosis; exocytosis; maintenance of cell polarity. NCBI's taxonomy places the organism in Eukaryota, Fungi, Ascomycota, Sordariomycetes, Hypocreales, Nectriaceae. Bases 1 to 1284 code for a protein of 427 amino acids. Gene Ontology annotation, molecular function: oxysterol binding.
AUGCAUCAAUCUAACGAACCAGAUAAUUCCUUGGCACCACCACCACGAGAAACACCAUCACCACCGGAUAUACCACCAUUCUCAUCAAGAUCAAUGGCUGACGUCGGUACCGAUUCCGGAAAUCUCUUCCGUCUCAAAGAUGUCCUCACUUAUUUCGCCGCUGUCAAGGGGGACCUGUCAAACGUCACAGCUCCUCCCUUCAUCCUCGCUCCUAAAUCAGCCAUUGAGAUUCCAGCUGCUUGGGCUUGUCACCAUGAUCUCUUUCUUCAACCUGCUGAUGAACCUGACGCUGGAGUGAGGGCUCUGUUACUGGCGAAGAAUUACAUCUGCAGUCUCAAGCAGCUUGUGAAUGCGGAUUCUCCGGAUGCCGCCAAGAAACCAUUAAACCCGUUCCUUGGUGAAUUAUUCCUCGGCUCAUAUUCCGACAAGUCUGGGUCGAAAUCGGAAUUGGUCAUUGAGCAGGUAUCACACCACCCGCCUGUAACAGCAUGUUCUGUAUAUAACAAGGAGCGUGGUAUGUCAUCGAUUGGCUUCGCGGGCCAGGAAACAUCCUUCAGCCUCGUCAGUGGCGUCACCGUGCGUCCGACAGGUUGUGCAAUUAUCCAAGACCACAAGCAUAAUGAGCAAAGUCUCAUGACGAUGCCAACAAUAUUGGUCAAGGGCGUGACGACGGGUAAUCCAUAUCCAGAGAUGGAAGGCCCAGCAUACAUCGCCAGCUCGAGCGGUUACUUGACGAAAAUCGGAUUCCACGGCAAGGGGAGACUUGGGUACGGUCAGAAGAACCAGGUCGUCGCUGAAGUAUUUGCUCCGAAUGACAAGGAUCACCCGCUGUAUCGCAUCACGGGCCAAUGGACUGGAGAGAUCAAAGUUGAGGACUCUUCAAAAACGACGCUAGAGGAAUUUCACGUCGACAAGAUCCCAAUCUCACCUCUCAGAGUCGCGCCCGUAGAAGAGCAAACACCCUGGGAGUCUCGUCGGGCUUGGUUUAAGGUUACGCAAGCUAUCAAGCAACACAACAUCGAAAAGGUGUAUGCUCACAAGAGCACGUUGGAAGAGUCGCAAAGAAGGCGACGAGUUGAAGAGGAGAGAACAGGCAAGCAAUGGAAUCGUCUGUUCUUUACUCAAAUCCCCAAGGGCGACGAGACGCUUGAGUCGUUAGUGUCAAAGGUUCCUGAGAAAUUAAGCAUACUCGAUUUUACAAAGACGGGGGGCGCUUGGAGAUUUAUUGGGGCUGAUAGAGCGGAGGAGGUGAAACGGCAUUUGAGUCGCGACAGUUUACCAUAG